Rhinichthys klamathensis goyatoka is the source of this 2301-nucleotide messenger RNA. It is a transcript of the gene fdxacb1, whose product is annotated as ferredoxin-fold anticodon binding domain containing 1. Bases 481 to 2229 code for a protein of 582 amino acids. Gene Ontology annotation, cellular component: cytoplasm. Gene Ontology annotation, molecular function: rRNA (uridine-N3-)-methyltransferase activity. Gene Ontology annotation, biological process: rRNA base methylation. The record is from RefSeq and is a predicted model, not a curated record. The transcript has 5 exons. Lineage: Eukaryota; Metazoa; Chordata; Actinopteri; Cypriniformes; Leuciscidae.
CGAGCUCGCAGCGUAUCUCAUAGUAACCGGUGUUCUUGUUUACGGUGACAGAAGCACCGGUUGUUUUCCACUAUGCGACAUUCCACGGGGAACGAAACUUCACUGCUGCUGCUGCUGCACGCUAGCUUAUGACAUUGCACCUCUAUCUUUUUCAAUUACACCGUCUUACGUAAACGGGACUAAAACCUGCUCCUAAAACCACCUCUGGUCUUCUGGUGUUGCGUUAGCUCCCAACCAACGUCAAUACAAGCUUUGGUAUUUUAAUUAGAUUUCAAGCUGUAUCGCGAGAGAUGCAAGAGCGUCAUGGUGACAUGCAGUCUAAUGUCAAUGCUGCAUUGUGUGUCCUGCCAGCCUCCCAGGGCUCAGUUCAAGCUCGAUAGUCAACGGGACGCAGUAACGCCUGCUCAAAAUGUAUCGAAAAGUUUGGUUCUCCUACUAAUGUGACAGCUUGCUGAAUUGUCUACUUGGCAUUUUCUGGAAAUGUCCAAGACACGCGAAGUGCUACUUGUUGGGGAAGGCAACUUCUCUUUCUCAGCAGCUUUGAGCGAGACCGCAGGCGAUGAGGUCGGCGUGACCGCCACUUGCUUUCAAAGCGAGAAUCAAACAUUUAAACACGAGGGAGCCGUGUUGAACAUACAGCGACUCCGUGAGAGAGGAAAUGCUGUUCUGUUUGAAGUGGACUGCACUUGUCUAAAGGAGCACGAAGCCAUCCAGCAUCAUCUUUUUGACUGUGUUAUUUUCAAUUUCCCUCACUGUGGGCGUAAAAGUGGCGUAAAGAAGAACCGCAUCCUGUUGGUGAAAUUUUUCCAAAGUGCCGUUGCAGUCCUGAAGGACAAUGGGGAAGUGCACGUCACCUUGUGCAAUGGGCAAGGCGGCACUCCGUGUGACAGUCCAAUGAGAGAAUGGCACAAUAGUUGGCAGGUGGUUGCCAUGGCAGCAGAAGCAGGGCUAAUUCUCAGUGAAAUCCGUCCCUUUGACUGUGAAACGUAUCAAGGUUACAGAUGUACUGGUUACAGGAGUCAAGACAAAGGUUUUCAUGUAGAGGGAGGUCUGACCCACAUCUUCACUCGGAGUCUCCCGCACACCAUGCCUGAGAAACUGAAAAUGGAAAAACCCAUUGGGAAGGAGACCGUUUGUUUUGAGCUUCCGGCAGAGUUGAGUAACUAUAUGAACAGGAACUUCCUUGGUCAGCAGUCCCAUCAUCCAGUGAAAACUGUCCAGGAACAGUUACUUCGAGAGCUAAAGUCAGUCUGGCCUGUUUGCAGUAUAAAUGAGGAUUUCCCAGAACUGGUAAGCUGCCUACCAGAAACACCUGAGGCUUGUGACUCCACUCUGACCCAGUCAGAGGUCUACUGGAUUAAACCUACUGACACCUAUAUAUUUGACCAAAGCGAAAAUGAGCAAAAGGACUGUGAGUCUAUGGAUGACCAACAAAGCUUUACUGGCAGCUAUGCACUUCGACCGUCUCUGUUGCUGCAUGUCCAAGAGAUCACCCAGAACGAGGACUUCAGCCCUGGUACGCUUCAUGCGGUCAGUGGCCUGGUCUUUCAGAGAGUGCCCAUCUCCCUGAGCCGUUCUCCUGCAUUCCACCAGCUUCUAUUAGUGGGAAUGUUCCCUACAGAAUCCCAUCCUCUCCAGUGCUUCCAAGAUUGUUUGGAGUCGCUUCUCACUUCUUACAGCGUCUCCUUUGAAGAGGCGCGAAUAGGCCUAGAGCAGCAAGUGUGGAUGAAUUUAAAGAUGCUUCCCAAGUUUGGGCGGAUCGCAUCACUACCCUCUUUGUCUUCAGCCCUCGAUGACGGUUUUCAGUUAAUUGCCGUCUCAAUAAACUUGGAUCAUUUAGCCACUGUGAUUUUCGGCAUUUCUGACUGGCGCUUGCUUUGGAGUGCCGAUCCUCGCUUUCUUAAGCAUUUCGAGGCCAAUCCACUUGGACCUUUCAGUCCUUUCUCCCUUUACCCACCAAGCUACUCGCAUGAUGUCAGUUUCUGGAUGGACCCAGAAAUCUAUGAGGAACUGGACUUCCAUGCAGUUGUGCGAGAGGCUUCUUGCGGUUCUGUUAAAAACGUGGCGUUAGUGGAUCGCUUCAGACACCCACACAUGGGUCACGCUAGCCUCUGCUAUAGGCUGACAUAUCAGUCGUCAGAUCGCGCCCUCUCACACAGCCAGGUCUUGGGACUACAGAAUCAGCUACGGAGACUGUUACCCCUGCGCCUGCAGGUCACGCUGAGGUGAAGAGGUUUAAAUGGAUGUAUAAUCUCAGAUUUGAAUUUUUAAAGAUGAAAUUUAGCUUCGUAGAUGGGAAGA